GAUAGGUGAACUGCGUUCGGUAAUGUUAAGACUUUCUGUGGUGUGACAGAUCCCGUAUGAAGUUUUAAAGCGUGCUGUCGGUAGCUUCUUCCUUUGAAUAUCUGAGAACAAACCUUUAUACUGAUAAUUCCUCGGACUUGGACUCAUUAAAGGCGCUCUUCUUUUGCUUUAAAGCCCCCAACGUGAAUGCUAACUUUAGCCAAGUCGCUAGCUAUCUGAUCCACAACCCUCUGUCCUUUCUAGGAGUGCAGCCACGCUGAGUUGCUUUCUGGCUGUUUUAAUUUGAUAUCAAACUGAUGUCACAGCCUGCUGCUCUUUAUAACACUAAUAUAUGCUGUGCUGUCGAUGGCAGUUUUUGCUAUGCAGUUAAAUAACAGCUAACUGUCCCAUCCUGAGUGGUUUUGGAUAAGACAUCUCUCAGCUGUGUCUCCCAGACAUGGACGCUAUGGAGCUGUCUCGAUAGGACAAGUGUCAUUUGCUACACAGAGAGCCUCCUCCGUGUGGCGAACAGUCACUAUCAUCAUUUUCCCCCAGAACUACCCCAGCUCCUGCAUCAUCAUCCCUGAGCCAUCACCAUGUUGGAGGGACUCGUAGCCUGGGUACUAAACAAUUACCUGGGAAAAUAUGUCAGCAAUCUGAACACAGAUCAGCUCUCUAUUGCACUUCUCAAAGGUGCAGUGGAACUGGAAAACCUCCCGCUGAGGAAAGAUGCCCUCCGAGAAUUUGAUCUGCCAUUUGAAGUCAAAGCAGGAUUUAUUGGGAAGAUCACUCUUCAGAUCCCUUUCUACCGGCCCUAUAGUGACCCCUGGGUCAUCUCCAUGUCCCAGCUCAACCUGAUCAUCGGCCCCGCCCAACCUCAGGAGUUUGAUGUGGAGAAGGAAAACGAUGAAGCAAGGGAACGCAAAAAAUACCUCCUCAAGGCUCUUGAAGAUAAAUUCAGAAGCGAGUGUGAACAAAGAGGAGAAUCAUACUGGUACUCCGUCACUGCCUCUGUUGUCACCAGGAUUGUUGAAAACAUUGAGCUGAAGAUCCAAAAUGUGCACCUUAGAUUUGAGGAUGACUUUUCCAUCCCAGAGAAGCCAUUUUCUUUUGGCGUUUGCAUCAACAGCGUUUCUGCUCAGAAUCCUUCAAAAGAGUCGGUCCAGAAACCUUUUAGACAAAAGCAGUUGGAGAUUGAAGACUUCAGUGUUUAUUGGGAUACCGAGUGUGAAAUGCUGGGAAAGCUGCCUGCAAACCAGAUUCAGGAGGCAAUGACUCAGUGUAUGCAGAGUCGUGAGCACCAGUAUAUAUUUGAACCAGUCCGGGCCUCCGUGCUGCUCAGGAGAAACACCUCCAGGGAACCUCUGAGGUCUCGACACAACCCUCGGAUCGAAGGCCAGGUUCAGCUGGAGCCGAUGUCGUUACGUCUUUCACAGGUUCAGUACCAGCAGGUGAUGGUUUUCCUCAAAGAAGUGGAACGCAGAGAGAGAGGAAUGCUGUACAGAACAUGGAGACCCAAAGUCCCAAUUUCUGGAAACUGCCGCGCCUGGUGGCUGUUUGCCAUUCAGGCUAACCUGAGUGACAUCAGGGAGCUUCGGAGGCGAGGAAGCUGGGGCUUUGCACUUCAGAGAGCUCAGGACGCACAGACCUACACCAGUCUUUACUUCAAAAGACUUAAAGGCGUUCUACUGAUUCCCGAGGAGGAGGCUCAACUGGAACGAGUUGAAGAGGAGCAAACUCUAGAGGAGCUGCAAAUUCUCAGGGAGGUUGUCCAUGACUGGUUUCGAAAAGAGGAGGAGAUUGCGGAGAAUGUCCGAGAGCCAAGCGGCAGUCCGCAGCCUGGUCCAGCUAACACAUCGAUCCCUAAAAGCGGAAGCUCCAGAAUGAUUCAGUACUUGCAUUCUUGGUUCCCCGGUUGGGGGGGCUGGUAUGGAAAUGCACAGGAUCUGGACACACCUCAAGAACUUCUGCCAAGUCCUUCAUCUUGGGAUAUUCUAGCAGAGACAGAGGACCUGUUCGAUCCUUUGGAGGACUCCCAUACUCUGAACACGUUCACUAGACGAGAUCACAUCUUUGCACGACUGGAGUUCCUAUUAGAGAAGGGUGGAGUCACUCUGUUUCACGAGGAAAGGAGGGCGAACAUGAUGCAUGAAAGUGGAGUCAUCCAGCUGGAAUUCUCAGGAGUGAAGGUGAUGGUGGAAUCUCUUCCUCGCUCCGAGUCGUCCUUGCUCUCUGUUAAACUGGGCAGUCUGUUCCUCAGAGACCUAACCACUCAGGGCACCAUGUUCCCGUUCUUGGUGUCUCCCAAAAUGGACAAAGUUGUUGUUGCCCCUAAUCAAUCUACGAGUCAGCACAGCACUGCUACUGAAUGCAAUAGCGAAAGUACUUCUCCCGUGUUCGAGAUGAUAUAUGAGCGGAACCCUGUGAGAUCCAAAUUUGAGAGGAGGCUGGAAGUGAACACAAGUCCGUUAAAUAUAAUCUACAAUCCACAAGCAAUGAAAAAAGUGACUGAAUUUUUCUAUAAAGGAAGAGUUCACACUUCAGGUUUUGGCUAUCAGUCUGAGUUGGAGCUAAGGGUAGCAGAGGCUGCAAGGAGGCAGUACGACAAGCUGAAGAAGCAAACAAAGGCUGAGAUUCGACAGACCAUCGAUCAGCUGCUUGUUGGAGAGUUUAUUGAAAAUAGCAAGCGCUGGACAAUGAAACUGGAUAUUUGUGCGCCUCAGGUGAUUUUCCCAGAUGAUUUUCAGUCAGAAGAUCCGAUGCUCGUUGUGGUGGAUUUGGGCAGAAUACUUCUGACAAACUCUCAAGAUGACAAUAUCAUUAACUCUAAAGCUGCUGCACCUGAGGAGGAAGACCUGAGUGACGAUGAGUACCAAACUCCUCUAGCCACCCCACCUGGGUCUCCACCACCUGAAACUGACGUGCCUUUAAAAGCACAAUUGAAAAGCCUUGAACUUCCCAGCCUCAGAUCCCCGGAGGCUACAAAGGCCUACACCAAAAAGCUUUAUGAGAAAUACUGCUUAUCAUUUAAGGACCUUCAAAUAAUGGUUGGCCAUUAUAAGGACAGCUGGAAACAUCUCCAGGAAAGCGAAGUAGGACCGACACAUGUGGUUGAAAAGUUUAAUGUGCUGCUACAGCUUGAGCAGAGGCUGCGCUACACAUCAGACCCUCAGCUCCCAGGAGCUGUGCUGUCAGGAACACUGCCAGAUCUCAAGGUGCAUAUCAACCUGGAGAAGAUGACGGCUAUUAGGACUUGCCUCGCUCGGCUAAGCCGACCAGCUGCGAGUGAAGGUGAUCGAGGCGUAGUAAAGGAUUCUAACGAAAUGUCCCCUGAUGGUUCUACUCUCCGCCAUGACAAGAUUUUUCACAGAGUGGAUAGCUCGUGGAAACUCCAGGAUUCUGCCAAGAACCUCACCCAAAGUGUGAUGACAUUGGAGCAGCACACCCGGGAAGUUCUGGUAGAAUCCCGUCUACUGUUGGCUGAAUUCAAUCUUAACUACAUGCAGCUUGGUGUAGAGAGUAAUGGCCGCUAUAUAUCUGUUUUUAAAGUGUUCGGCACAAAUGCUCAUUUUGUCAAGCGACCCUAUGAUGUAGAAGUCUCCCUGACUGUUCAUGGAUUUCUCCUGGUCGAUACUCUACAGACGUAUGGCUCAGACUUUGAUCUGCUCGUUGCCUCUCAUAAGCAUCUAAGUUUUGACGUUCCCACUGGUAGCCUCAGAGAAAGCCAGCCAUCUUCUCCUGCCUCCUGUGAUGUUAGGACCUCUGAGCAUCCUGGAAUAAAUGCGGGGUCAUCUUCUGAUUUGUCCCCAUUAAGUUCCUUCCUAAAAGACCAGGAUGCCCUCAUUCGGCUCGAGUACCAGUUUGUCAGCUCAGACUGUCCCUCCAUGAACCUUGACAACUCCCUCCAGGUUACAAGCAUUCAGGUCAACAACCUGGACAUCAUUCUCAACCCUGAGACCAUGGUAGAGCUGCUGAAGUUCCUCCAAAAGUCUUUCCCCAAAGAAGAGAAUGUAUCAAUAGUGCAGGAGAAUCCUGCACAACUUUCCAGCGAGGAAGAAGACAGAACUUACCAGGCCACAUAUGCCCAGAACAAAGAGAUAACAGUUGAGAUUCAUCGGCUAAACCUGCUCCUACUUAGGACUGUCUCAUCUGGCACUGCCCUCAGUGUUGAGAAAAAAGGUUUGAAGAUUGCCACUGCUAGUAUUUCUGGUACCAAGGUCAACGUUUCCCUGGGGAGCCAUUUGGACAUCAGUGGUUCACUCGGAUCCAUGCAGCUAGUGGAUUUAACCCAGGAGGCAGGCAGAAACCAAUUCGUGGUCAGCAUUGGGAGUGUUGACGACAGCUCCUCAAGUCUCAAAGGAUUGGCAUUUCUAUCUGACAAGAGAGACUCCCCUAUAGAUGCUCUGAAUUUUCAGUUCAAGGAGAAAUCCCAAGGGGAGUGUUCUCUGAAGCUGGAAAUGGCAUCUCUGCACUAUAACCACUCAGCCAAGUUCCUGCGAGAGCUCAGUCUGUCAGCCAACGAGCUGGAAGACGGUUUCCGUUCCAUGUUGAAAAAUGCUGCCACUACAGUCUCAACAGUUCUCGCUACUAAAACCGCAGAGUACAGCGGUAGGGUUUCUCUCUUUGAGACCCCGUCUCGGAGAACACGGACUUCUAGCCACAGUUGGGGGUAUUCGUUCGACAAUGAGGAGGAUGUUUCCAUGGAGGAGCCUGAAUCGGCUCUGGACACUUUCUUGGUGAAGCUGACCCUCAAUGUAAACAUUGAGUCGCCAGUCGUGUCCAUUCCUCGGAAACCUGGACACCAGGAGCUCCUGGUCGGUCAUCUUGGAAGUAUAACAAUUCAGAACUUUCUCAAUGACGAAGACUCUCAAAGAGAAAGGCUGCAGGUCCUGGUGAAGGACAUCCGGCUGUAUUCAGUCAACAUGUGUAAUUUGGUUUUAAAGAAGGUACCAAAAGAGGAGGGAGCAGACCAUUUUUUGCAAUCUCACAAUGAAAACCUCAACAAAGAUGAAUCCCAGUUCACACGCCAUGAUUUCUUUGAAUCUGUCACACGAGGAAAUGCCUUCCACAUUCUUAAAGACACGACUAUGCUCUUUACGAUGGAGAAAGUUCCUGUUGAUGAGGGAUCCGAGUAUGUUUUGCUCACUGCAGACGAGCCCUUCAAAAGCACAGGCCAGCUAAAAAUUGAUGGAAAAUUUGUCAAUCCUGUUCAGGUAUUUCUGUGCAAGCCUGUCUAUGAGCAAGUUCUUCAGACUCUGGACAAUUUGUCCCUGAUUGAGGAGCAGCAUCCCACGCCCAGCCAGCCGCCAACUCCUCCUCCACCAACACCCUCAUCUGUCCGACCCCACUGCUUCCCAGACCCCCAAGGUGGUCUGUUUGCAAGGGAUCCUCCCACUAUCACCUUCUCCCGUUCGUCCCUUUCUUCUCCUAUAUCUCUGCAGUCUCACAGACCGGUUCUCCAGCCUCCCUCUUUCACUCAGCUGAAGGUCACCUUUCAUGUGGAAGAAUUGCAGGUCCAGCUCUAUUGCGAUCUCACCCAAGGUUCCCAGGGCCUGGUCAGUGUGCGCUUCCAAGAUCUGGAGGGCCACUUUACCAAAGAUCAUCCACAGUUACUUGAAGUGCAGCUGGCUCUGCGUGCACUGCUGAUGGAAGACCUCCUGGAUCAGAACCCCGAUUCUAAAUACAAACACUUGAUGAAGUCUCAUGGAGCCCCUAAGCCUUCAUCCUUCACUUCUAAAGAGUACCUUUCCCAAAGCUGCCCAUCAAGGUCCAACGCUUUCUCCCCUGACAUGCCCCGCUCCCUUCCUGCCCACAUAAAGGAAACGGAGAACGUCUUCCAGCCCUACCAGAGGCAUCCUACCACUCCGUCUAGCAGCCGCAAAUCUAAAAAGGACCCAGACUGUCCCAACACCCCUCCUCCUUCUCCAACACGCCACACCAACUCUCCUCAGCCCCCUUCGAACUUUGAUGACUCAUUAGUUCAUAUAAAUGUUCUGCUGGUGGACUCAAACCAUCCAGAGUUCAAAUCACGCUAUGGCAGUGUGGGGCGAAGCGUGGACGUAGACUUUAACUGCCUGGAUAUUUUGAUCACGCUCCAGACCUGGGUGGUCUUUCUUGACUUCUUUGGCAUCGGCUCCACAGCCAAUAAUCACGCAGUAAAGGUGGCAACAACCCCCCAACCAUGUCCAGGACAUUCUGUGUUUGAACCAGACAUCAGCGAGGAGGAGACGGCUCAAACUGUCAACACAAAGGUGGACCUGAAGGUUCAUGCUUUGACUCUCAUACUAAACAAGAAGCUCCAUGAACUUGCCAGAGCGAGUGUGUCCAAAUUAUCUGCGCAUGUUGAUAUGCAUGAUGGUGACCUGAGAAUGCAAGGUAGUUUAGGAAGUUUGUCCCUGAGUGACCUGACUCCACACGGGGACCUGUACCGAGAACGCUUCACUACACGAGGAGGGGAGGCGCUUGUUUUCAACAUACUGAAGUACGGCCAGCCUGAUCCUGAUCUGGAGCGGGAGUGUGAUAUCAAAGUGUCUUUGCAGAUGGCCUCAGUACAAUAUGUGCACACACAACGCUUCCAAGCUGAGGUUGUAGCCUUUAUACAGCAUUUCACCCAGCUACAGGACGUCCUCGGCAGACAGAGGGCUGCAAUGGAGGGCCAGGCUGUGCGUGAUCAGCCCCAGAGGGCUUCCAGGGUUCUCCUAGACAUUGAUGCUGGUGCUCCAGUUCUAAUCAUCCCUGAGAGCUCUCGGUCGCCGAGGGUCAUAGUGGCCAACCUGGGUCAGCUGAAGGUGCAGAACCUCUUUCUGCCGGCUGGGGCUCACGGAACCUUUUCCCUUCGAGAUAAGGAGCGUGUCAGGAAUGCAGCAGCGAGAACAAGUAAUGAGCAGGAGAAACCCAAAAGUUCUCCCUCCAGCUCAGGAAUCACACUCAGCAGACCAAAAGUUCUGCACACUGGGAACGUCCCGAAGGAGGAAGACCCAACGGGUUCAGAAGACCAUGUGUGUCUAUUGGACUGCAUGGCUCUGGACCUGCAGGAGAUGGACAUCUUUGCUGCAGAGCAUCUGCCUUGUCGUCCUUGGGACAGCGCUAGUAAACCUGAACCAUCGGACCUAAUCUUUCCUUCCUACUCUGUCCGCCGAACUGGAGAAAACCUUCUGAAGGACUGCUGCCGCCUGACGCUAAAGGUGGAGCGCAACCUGGACAAGGAGCUGAGCCAUGCAGUGCCUGAUACGUCCAUCCAUGGCAGCCUUUCAUCAGUGCACUGCUCUCUGGAUAAAAAGCACUACCAGCUGAUCAGAGGGAUACUCGAGAACAACCUGGGCGAGCCCAUAGAGGAGUUCCUCCGGCCGUAUAACCUGCAGGAUCCCAGCAGCUAUACGGUGUUGAGUGGAGCUGUGUUUACCAACCUGUCUGUCCUGGUGGACAUGACAGAUGUCAGCCUGGAACUGCUGGACAGCCCAACAUCUGCUGAAAACAGAAACUCCUUAGCCAGGUUUGACUCUAUGAAAUCCAAAGUGCUCUUUGAGAGUUUAUCUGAUGGCUCCAAAUCAGUGAACCUGGUGUCUCACUCUCUGUUGGCUUAUGAUACGAGAUACACUGGAACAAAUAAAAGCACUGAAGGAAUCCGUCGCAAUGUGUUUGAUUGCAUUCUGCAGCCAUCAAAAACGGGCAGCAAUCGUGCAUCCUUGCAGCUUGAACUACACUACAGAUCUACAUGCGACUCAUCCAGCUUCACAGUGGUCCUCAAUAACCUCAGGGUCUUCCUGAUCUUUGACUGGCUGCAGUUGGUGCAAAACUUCCUGCGGCUGCAGCCGGAUCAUCCAUCAGACAGUGCAGAGAUUCGGCCCAACUGCCAAAGUAAUACAAGCGCCAGCCCAAGCACAGCUGGAUCUGUGAUGCCGAAGACUGUGAAGCGUGGAGUGGUCACAAAGAGGUCCACAGUGUUGGUGACCCAGGACCGCUGCCUGGAAGUGAAGGUUAACGUGACGGGCACAGAGUUUGUGGUGGUGGAGGACCUGUCCUGUCUUGACACCAAUGCUAUAGUUCUAAAAGGCACCACAGUCCUCACAUACAAGCCCCGUUUGGCAGAUCGGCCCUUCUCUGGAAGUCUGGCAGGAAUAGAGGUGUUCUCGUGUCGGCUUGGCAGUGAGCAGGAGACGGCCUUGUCCAUCAUUGACCCUGUCAAUGUGCAGGUGGAGCUGUGUGGCAGUCCCACAUAUCAAAGCAGUUCAGGUCUCCUGGAUGCCUUUAAUGUUGAGGACAUCCCACCGCUGCUGGAGAUACAGUUUCCUGCUCUGGACAUUCGUCUCUCCUAUAAUGACAUCCAGCUUUUCUUAUCCAUCGCCAAGUCCAUCUCUGCUGCCAAAGCCCCCUCUGCUACUCCUGAUUCAACUGAUGCAACCCUUCCACCCAAAGAUGGUAUCAGGCAGAAGACUCAAAGUCUCAUGGAAAUCCAGCUUAGCCAUUUACAAAACCUUGGCUUUAAAAAAGAAGACUGCACAAAAGCCCUUAAACAGUGUAAAGGUCAGCUGGACCAGGCUGCCACCUGGUUGCUGGAAAACUCAGAGAACAUGGCGGGACAUCCCAGAGGCAGAGCAGACUCCGGCUCCAGCAGCCACUCUUGUCCUUUGUCUGGAGUAGAAGUAAAAGCUGACAGCGUCUGCAUCUGUUUCAUUGACGACUGCCUGGAUUGUGACAUCCCGCUGGCUGAGCUCACCUUCUCUAGACUAAAUGUGCUGCAGCGAAUCGGCUCCACCCAGGAAGGAAACGCCAGCUUCACUCUAUCCGGAGACUACUACAACAGGGAGUUGUCAGGCUGGGAGCCUUUCAUCGAGCCCUGGCCUUGCUUCCUGUCAUGGCAGCAACAGGCAGCUGGUCGCCUUCACCCUCCACGUCUGAAGAUCGGCGUUCGAGCAAAGCAGAGGCUCGAUGUCAACAUCACCUCAGUUCUGCUCGAUCAAUACAACACAACCAAGACAUCCUGGAUGGCUGAUUACUGCAAGGCGGACAGACAGACUCCUGCAUCAUCACCUCCUCUGCCCUGGUUAGGUUCCUCAGUUGACCCACCCGGCUUUGGACAGAGUGCACCUCUUGCUCACCUUAGAACUAGGAGCACAGCCAGCUUGACGUACCUCGAGCAGCAGAUACACUCCAGAGAUGUGAAGAUUUCCAAAAGGAGGCAACCAUUUGUCCCAUAUGCCCUGUGCAACCACACAGGGUGCACCAUGUGGUUUGCGACUUUGACCACAACUCCCACAAGGGUGGCGCUGUCACACAGCAGCAGCGCGGACUCCAUCGCUGAUAUCCAAAGCUCAGGAACGGAUGAUACUCAUAACAUCAGCCAGUGGAGAGAGGUGCUGCCCGGGGAGGAGAUCCCCUUUGAGUUUGAGGCCCGUGAGAAGCUUCGCCAUCGACACACUCAUGAGCUGAAGCUCCACCAGCUGCUGGUUCGGGUUUGUGGCUGGGAACAAGUCAAGCCCGUGUCUGUGGACAAAGUGGGAGUCUUCUUCAGAUAUGCUGCUCCAGACCGAAAUAAUUCGUCAAACACUGUUGGCAGCCCAGUCAGCAGGACCAACAUCAUCCACCCUCAUGUUUAUUUCUCUGCACUCCCUCCUGUCAGGGUGGUCUUUGCCAUCACCAUGGAGGGCAGCGCCCGGAAGGUCAUCACGGUGCGCUCGGCUCUGAUGGUGAAAAAUCGCAUGGAUGUUCAGAUGGAGGUGCGACUGGACAGUCCGUCUGCGCCUGACAAGCCGGUGGUGUUGCCUCCCAUCCUGCCCGGCCAGUCCCUAGCCGUCCCCCUCCACCUGACCACAUGGCGGCUGCAGGCUCGACCCAAAGGCAUGGGCCUGUUCUUCUGUAAGGCUCCGAUCCACUGGACCAGCGUGGAGCGACCGGGUGAGGUCAACAGCAGUAAGAGGGACUGCCAGUCAGCAGACUUUGAUGAUUCAGCCAAACGCAAUUUCAGAUUCUGUGUGGUCAUCAAAAAGGAGAACUUUCCGGAGCAGCAGCCUGCAAGGCGACAGGUUUCUGGCAGCGCUCAGCAGAUCUAUCGGCAGCCGGGACAUACCAUCUACCUGCUGCCCACCAUGGUGCUGACCAACCUGCUGCCCUGUGACCUCAACUUUUACAUUAAAGGAAUGGGCAUCAGAGGCUCGCUGAAGCCGGGGAAGGAAGCUGUGCUUCACUCUGCUGACACAUCCCAGAACAUGGAGCUGGGCAUCCUGCUGGAGAGCUUCCCCGAAUGCAAAGAGCUGCUGAUUCCGCCUGGCACUCAGAACUAUGUGGUGCGCAUGAGACUGUAUGACACCAACAAACGGCUGCUGUGUCUGACCAUCCGUAUCAUCCUGAGAGCCCAAGGAGCUCUGAAGAUCCUGAUCUCUGCUCCCUACUGGCUUAUCAACAAGACAGGUCUGCCAUUAAUUUUCCGUCAGGACAACAGUAAAACCGAUGCAGCGGGACAGUUCGAGGAGCAUGAGCUGGCCCGGAGCCUCAGCCCCAUACUGUUCUGUUACACAGACAAGGAGCAGCCAGCCAUGUGCACGAUGAGAAUUGGAAAGGGGAUCCACCCAGAUGGAGUUCCAGGCUGGUGUCAAGGCUUCUCCCUGGACGGAGGCAGUGGAGUCAGAGCGGUGAAAGUCAUCCAGCACGGAAAUAAGCCGGGACUCAUCUACAACAUAGGAAUCAGCGUGCGUAAAGGAAAAGGAAACUACAGAGACACUCACAUAGUGACCUUUGCCCCACGGUACCUGCUGGACAACCACUCCAGUCAUAAACUGGCCUUCGCUCAGAGAGAGUUUGCAAGAGGAAUGGGUGCCUCAAAUCCAGAGGGCUACUUAUCUACCCUGCCUGGAUCCAGCGUCGUCUUCCACUGGCCCAGAAACGACUACGACCAGCUGUUGUGUGUGCGUCUCAUGGACGUCCCCAACUGCACCUGGUCCGGAGGCUUCGAGGUCAACAAACCGAAGUCUUUCCACGUCAACAUGAGAGACACUCUGGGGAAAUGUUUCUUCCUGCGGACAGAGAUCAGCCUCAAAGAAGCCACCUACCAAAUUUCCUUCACAGACACGGAUCAGCUGCCUCCACCUCUCCGCAUCGACAAUAUGUCAGAGGUUCCAAUCCAAUUCUGGCAGCACGGUGUGGCUGACAUGCGGCUGCACACCGAGGUGAAGGCUGGGUCAGUUCUGGACUAUGCCUGCGAUGAGCCCACACUGCCCCCGUACAUCAGCCUCACCGUGAAAGGAGCGGGAUCCUCCGAAGUCACGGCAGACAUGAACUUCUUCAGGGAAUACAACAAGCUCUACUACGAGAACUUCAUCUACAUCGCAGCCACACACACCUUCUCUCAGAAUGCGGAGAGGAGGCCUGCUGGGAAGCGGCAUCUGGAGAGCUGCGCUGAGCUGGUUCUAGACGUCAAUCCCAAGACUCAAAGGGUCAUCCUGAGAAAAAAGGAGCCAGGGAAGCGCUCCCAGCUUUGGAGGAUGACUGGGGCCGGCAUGCUUUGCCAUGAAGGCUCCUCUCCACCCCAGAGCAAACCGGCACAGCCUCGACCGCUCGACACCUCCUUGGUGCUGGACAUAGCCGGGCUAGCAGCUGUCAGUGACAACAGUUUUGAACCACUGAUGCUGAGGAGGCCUGACUCUCGCCGCAGCACUACGCAGACCUGGUACUUCAGCUCAGGCAUGCUGACAUGUGGCCUUCCACGGCUGGUGGUGCAGGUGAAAAGAGGCGUUGCGGGACUUUACGAUGGAGCUGAAGUGGUUCUGGGACCGGAUUCAGGUCUAGAACAGCCUGGUCCAGAGCAGCAGUUCAUAAACCAAAAGAUGAGACCUGGAUCAGGGGUUCUGUCAGUCCAAGUUCUCCCAGAUGGACCGACGCGUGUCCUUCAGAUCAGUGACUUCAAUCAGAGAAGAAUGUUGUGGAGCUCCUCCAGCACAGAACAAGACGGCAGCAGAGAAGAAGAAAUUAAGAUGGAGCCUGAAAAGGAGCUGGAGGUGUUGGUUAACCUGGAGGAGGGCCUGGGCGUCUCUUUGGUCAACAAAGUUCCUGAGGAACUUGUUUUCGUAACGCUGUCUCAGGUGGAUGUUCACUUCACCCGCACUGCAGCCAAUGAAGUCCUGGAACUGAGCAUCAAGAACAUCCAGGUGGACAAUCAGCUGCUGGGCACCACCCAGCCUGUGAUGCUGUGUGUGACGCCCAGUUCUGGGGAGAGCGGUGCAAAUGACAGCGGUCCUGCCCUGCAGGUCAACUCAGUCAAAGUUCCCAGCAGCCUCAUGCUAACGGAGCUCUUCAAGCACCUGAUGGUGACGGCGCGGCGCUUCACGGUCAUCAUCGAGGAAAAGCUGCUGCUAAAGCUGCUUAGCUUCUUCGGUUAUGGAAAGGCUGAAGCUGAGCUGGAGAAACUGGAUGAAAACCUGCAUGAGAGGCCCAGUGAGGAUACUGGACCCCGUAAACGCUAUUACUUUGAGAAUCUGAAGAUCAGCUUGCCUCAAAUCAAACUCAGCGUCCUCCCCUCUCACAAACUUCCCCCAGACCUAAAGGCUUUAAAAGGCACUCUCGGCUUCCCCCUGAUCCGUUUUGAGGACGCAGUCAUCAACAUGUACCCGUUUACCAGAGUGCACCCUUACGAGACCCAAGAUAUCAUCAUCAACGACAUCCUCAAGCACUUCAGAGAGGAGCUCAUGAGCCAGGCAGCUCAGAUCCUCGGGUCCGUGGACUUCCUGGGGAACCCUAUGGGCCUCCUCAAUGAUGUCACAGAGGGCGUUUCUGAGCUCAUAAAGUAUGGGAACGUAGGAGGCUUAAUACGCAAUGUGACGCACGGAGUAUCCAACUCUGCUGCCAAGUUCGCAGGAACAUUAUCAGAUGGCCUUGGUAAAACCAUGGACAACCGGCACCAGAGUGAGCGGGAGUACAUCAGAUACCACGGCGCCACUAGUGGAGAGCACCUGGUGGCAGGGAUUCAUGGACUCGCUCAUGGUAUUAUUGGGGGAAUGACGAGCAUCAUCACCUCUACGGUGGAGGGGGUGAAGACAGAGGGUGGAGUCAGUGGCUUCUUCUCAGGACUCGGUAAAGGUUUGGUGGGUACUGUGACCAAACCUGUUGCUGGAGCGUUGGAUUUUGCCUCAGAGACGGCCCAGACGGUCCGGGACAUAGCCAGCCUCAGUAACCACAGACUCACUGUGCAGCGGGUCAGGAAGCCUCGCUGCUGUAAGGGUCCUCAGGGUCUGCUGCCCCGAUACUCCAUCACACAGGCAGAGGGGCAGGAGCAGCUAUUCCGCCUCACAGACAACAUUCACUCUGAGUUCUUCAUAGCAGUGGAGCCGAUCGACACCUACUGCGUCCUAAUCUCCUCCAAAGUGGUUUACUUCCUGAAGCCAGGGGACUACGUUGACCGAGAGGGAAUCUUCCUGGAGGUCAAAUACGACGACCUCUUCCACUGUCUAGUGUCUAAGGAUCAUGGGAAAGUCUACGUGCAGCUCACUAAGAAAGCAGAGAACACCAGCAGUGGGGUGGCUAUUCCCGGGCCGUCCCACCAGAAACCCAUGGUCCACGUGAAGAGUGAGAACCUCGCUGUGAAGAUCUCCCAGGAAAUCAACUAUGCCAAGAGCCUGUACUACGAGCAGCAGCUGAUGCUGCCGGAUGAUGAGAACGAGGAGUUCAUGCUGCUUGAAUUCUGAUGCAGAACUUUUCCUGCUGGGUUCCUAAAGCUUCUCUGAUGAGACUACAGGAUGUUGUGCUGACCUUGUUUGAGCUGCUGUGAAUAGAAAACAUCCACCUACCUUUGACCUGUCGUCAUCCCGAGCACUUUCAGACACAUGAACUUAAAACACUGAGUAAACCACUAUUUUUUCUGGAUGUUCAUCGACAAACAGAACUGUAAAUAUGUCUACAUAGAAGCUCUAUAAACUGUAUAUAUGUUGUGAUAAUAAAGAUAGGAUGUUUAUGAGACGAUCAUAUAAACUCUAACAAAUUGCCUUUUAGAUCUGUGUGUUUGUAUGAUAGUAUACAAAAAACCUGAAGGAGGUGAGAUGUGCAGGACUCGGAGAUUAGAUUUUUUUUUUUUUACUUUCACAGACUUUCACUUUUUUAGAGAUUUUAAUGAGCCAGUGUGGUUAAAUAAGCACAUAUCAAAGAAUCCCUGUCUGCUCGAGUCCCAGCUGAAUCAAAGGACAGGAAUAUGAGGAGGAAGGACUUUAUCUGAGAUUCUGCAGCAAAUAAAGCAUCAGACAGCGGGACUCAGCGUUUUGUGUCUCUUCUUCAUCGUAUCAGGAGACGGAUGAGUUUUACUACACAGGAUUUUCUGUAGUCACACCUGCUAUCCUUUAUGUUGAAGUAGUUUGAUCAGUUCAGAUGACGCAAACCUUUGAAAGCUGCUAUUUAAUUUCAGGAGUAGAUUUUCUCCUGAUAUCUUGGUUUCAGGUGUUUUAUGGAGAAUUCUGCUCCUUUUGACUGAUGGAAAGUAUUUGAAGGCACCAUUUCAAACUUAACU
This is a messenger RNA of Cyprinodon variegatus (sheepshead minnow), 14464 nucleotides long. RefSeq names its product vacuolar protein sorting 13 homolog D (S. cerevisiae) (gene vps13d). Gene Ontology annotation, molecular function: protein binding. The transcript has 70 exons. Gene Ontology annotation, biological process: mitochondrion organization; protein targeting to vacuole; protein retention in Golgi apparatus. Bases 576 to 13652 code for a protein of 4358 amino acids. The record is from RefSeq and is a predicted model, not a curated record. Lineage: Eukaryota; Metazoa; Chordata; Actinopteri; Cyprinodontiformes; Cyprinodontidae. Gene Ontology annotation, cellular component: extrinsic component of membrane.